CAUGCCCGCGCUGUCCGCAGGCUCGGGGAGCGACACAGGUCUGUAUGAGCUGCUGGCAGCUCUGCCAGCCCAGCUGCAGCCACAUGUGGACAGCCAGGAAGACCUGACCUUCCUCUGGGAUGUGUUUGGUGAGAAAAGCCUGCAUUCACUAGUCAAGAUUCACGAGAAGCUUCACUACUACGAGGAGCAGAAUCCCACACCCGUCCUCCAGGCUGCGGCAGCCUUAGCUGGUGACCUGGCGGAGGAGCUUCAGAACAAGCCAUUAAACAGUGAGAUCAGAGAGCUGUUGAAACUACUGUCAAAACCCAAUGUGAAGGCUUUGCUCUCCGUCCAUGAUGCUGUGGCUCUGAAGAACUAUGGUCCCGUGUUGCCUCCUGAGCCUGACGAUAUUGAUGAGGAGGAAGACUCGGUGAAAAUCAUCCGCCUGGUCAAACACAGAGAACCGCUGGGAGCUACCAUUAAGAAAGAUGAGCAGACCGGGGCCAUCGUUGUGGCCAGAAUCAUGAGAGGAGGAGCCGCAGACAGAAGUGGUCUUAUUCACGUUGGCGAUGAACUUAGGGAAGUGAAUGGGAUACCUGUCGAGGAUAAAAGCCCUGAGGAAAUCAUUCAGAUCUUGGCUCAGUCUCAGGGUGCAAUCACAUUCAAGAUCAUACCCAGCACCAAGGAGGAGACACCAUCAAAGGAGGGCAAGAUGUUUAUCAAAGCCCUCUUUGACUAUGACGCUUAUGAGGAUAAAGCCAUUCCAUGUAAGGAAGCCGGGCUUUCUUUCAAAAAGGGAGAUAUUCUUCAGAUUAUGAGCCAGGAUGAUGCAACGUGGUGGCAGGCAAAGCACGAAGGAGAUGCCAAUCCCAGAGCAGGCUUGAUUCCCUCAAAGCAUUUCCAGGAAAGGAGACUGGCUCUGAGACGACCAGAAAUAUUAGUCCAGCACCUGAAAGUUUCCAACAGGAAAUCAUCUGGUUUUAGAAGAAGUUUCCGUCUUAGUAGAAAAGAUAAGAAAACAAACAAAUCCAUGUAUGAAUGCAGGAAGAGUGACCAGUACGACACAGCCGAUGUGCCCACUUAUGAGGAGGUGACACCCUAUCGACGGCAGAUGAAUGAGAACUACAGACUCGUGGUCUUGGUUGGUCCUGUAGGAGUAGGUUUGAAUGAACUGAAACGAAAGCUGCUGAUCAGUGACACACAGCACUACGGCGUGACGGUGCCCCACACCACCAGACCAAGAAGAAGCCAGGAGAGUGAUGGUGUUGAAUAUGUCUUCAUUUCCAAGCAUUUGUUUGAGACCGAUGUACAAAAUAACAAGUUUAUUGAAUAUGGUGAAUAUAAAAACAACUAUUACGGCACAAGUAUAGACUCAGUUCGGUCUGUGCUAGCUAAGAACAAAGUUUGUUUGUUGGACGUUCAGCCUCAUACAGUGAAGCACUUAAGGACACUAGAAUUUAAGCCCUAUGUGAUAUUUAUAAAGCCUCCAUCAGUAGAGCGUUUGAGGGAGACAAGAAAAAAUGCAAAGAUUAUUUCAAGCAGAGAUGACCAAGGUGCUGCAAAGCCCUUUACGGAAGAAGACUUUCAAGAAAUGAUUCAAUCUGCCCAGAUAAUGGAAAGUCAAUAUGGUCAUCUUUUUGACAAAACUAUAGUAAAUGAUGAUCUCGCCAUGGCAUUCACCUUAUUUCAAGCACAGUGUUUGAGUUUAAGGUCCAGAGUCAAAAUCUGCACAGCACUGUAUUCUGAGCAAAGCUUUGAGACUUUUGGUUGUCUUGACUGUGUAGCUCUAUCUCCAACAAGGGGUUGAACUUUUUAGAGAGACAUAGCUGGAGAAUGUACACGGGAGUUCAGUGCUUCAGCUGCUCUCUGACGUCGUCACUGCCUUGGAGUUUGCAUGUCAGCCGCUGCAUACGUUCAGCUCACAGUCUUCAGGAGUUCCAGACAUCAUCAUAGCGGCGCCUGGGCCGGCAGUAAGGCUGAGUCCUCUUACUAUUCUGCAAGUGCACCCUUUUUCUUACGUAGACACAAUACAUUCACAGUUACAGUUUGAGAAGGCCUCAUGAGUGCAUAUAUCAGUGACUCAACAAAUGUUUAAUAAGGGAAGAUGGGCUUUUAAAAAUUAUUUAUGAAACUAAAAACCUUUCUUUAUGGCUUAAGACUGGUGAUAUCCUGGGGCAAGUAAGAUUACAAAGGACAUUUUUAUUUGUAAAUCCUCAGACAACAUUUCUGGACUCACCAGAAAUUCUGGAGCCAGUUAUCUCGCUUUGGAUUUUCCCAAUAAAUUAUAAGAAUGAUUCCUAUUCUAAAAGUAGGUUUUACAUGUUACUGAUACAGUUAAAGAAAAUGUGAUCAUUUUUCAAAUGUGUGCAGUUGAUCACAAUAUAUUUAAAUUGCACUAUAAGAUAUAUUUUAGAAAACUUUUCAUGUAAUGUUAACUUAUUUCUUUGUCAUCAAAAUAUUUCUUAACACUGGCCAGAUACCAUCCUAAUCUUGCCAUUUUUAAAGAAGUUUAAGAAAGACUCUUUUGUUGUAAAUAUUUAGAUGGUAUCUCUCAUUUUUCUUUAAUGCUACUCAUCUUCAGUGAGUAAAUUUUAUAGCUCAAAAUACCAGAAAUGUCCAUAGUUGUAUAAGAGAACAUGUCCUCCCAUUCUUGCAUGCCGUAAGACCCUGUCAAUCAGAAAUCAUUGCAUCUGUGACUUUCAAACAGAAAAAACAAUAUUUUUUGUUGAUUUGUAAAGAGAGCUUAGAUGUCCUGUUUAAAGAAAAAUAGUGUAGUGAAAUUUUAUAUAUUUAUGAAAUAUUUGAAAGGCAUAUUUUUUUAAUUAUCAAAUGAGGCUAUUCAUUAAAUAAAUUGUAUGUAAAGAUGUCAUAAUUUAAGAUAGUGGUUUUAUAAGUCAGGGUCAACAUUCCAUGUAAAUAUUUGACCUUUAUUCAUAUGCAGAUCCACAAGUGUGUUCUGUGUGCACAUUUGAUAGUAUCACUCACUGAGUUUCCUUCAGACGUGUCAAAUUUCAUACCUUGAUACACACUCACAGCUAAAUAGUUAGAUAACCAGACAUUGUUACUUGACAGCAUAAUCCAAACAGCAAGUUCUAAGUUAAUUAACUAAAUAGCAAGCAAUUUAGUUUUAAAAGGGGUUGGUGGGUUGCCAGAUCUAAUACUGAAGCCAUACUUUAUAGUUGUGUGGCUGGUCUAAGAAAGUACAUAUCUUCCUUAGGUGGUUUGUGUAGAAUAUUCUCUUUGAACAUUGACUGAAAUUUCCGAAACAUUAGGACUUCCUAGGAAAUGAUUUAUAAUUUAGGCAGUCCAAAUUCUUUGUUCAGAAAUAAUACAUGAUUUGCUUUUGGUUUUGUUUUUUUUCAUUUACAGACAGUUGCCUCAGUUCUUUCCUGCGGAGGUAGAGAUAGUGUAACAUGGUAGAAACGGAGUCCUUUUUGGUGGUGGUGGUGGAGGUGUUAUAGAAAUAUAAUUGUCCAGCCUUUCGCCCUUUUUACACGAGAGCUGGGCAGUAUUUUUUUUAAUAAUGAAAAGAGGCACUUCAGCAAUUUGAAAAAUCUUUCAUCAGGUAAUAUACAUACGUGGUCUUGCAAGUGACGUUUACAUGGCCACCUUGAUGCUUAGAAAGAGAUUUGGUUAAAAUUUAAUGCAGCAGGGCCAACUCCAUGGCCUUUGAUUAAUGUUGCAAAGGGCCCUUGAUUCUGUACUUUACGCAUCCUCAGCUCCCUCUGUAGCAAGGACAGACUAGUUCUUUAGGCAGCUUGCUUCUGAGACAGUGUCAGCCACUAUUUGAGAGAACAGGAAUAUUGUUUUUUGUAAGUCCAUAUAUUUAAAAUCCAAGAUCAAGAAGAUAAUUCUAUGUUCCCAUCAUUAACAUACUGGAAUCUUUUUUUUUUACCAUUAUUUUACUUACCAAUAUAGACAUUAUCGAUAUCUUUAAGGCUGACCUUCCUGGUAUUAUGUAAUGAUUGAAUAUAUCUAAAUUGUAAUAAUUUAAAAUUGACAAACAUGUGAAACGAAAUUAUGUUGUUAAAAGUUUCCUGAAGAUAUAGAUUUUUAUUAUUUAUUUUUUUGACUAGUAAGAGUUUAUAAAUGAAAGUAAUGGAAAACCUUUGAGCUUAAUAAAGUAUCUUCAAAUUAUGUGUGUACUCUCUUGAAGAUGGCUCUUGCACUUGCUAUCUACUUCACUGUUUCCAGUGGUGGAAAAAAUUGGUUUUUUAAUGACACCAAGUGAUAUAUUUGAACUGGCUCUGUCUAAAAUUAAAUUUCAUAUGUGUUUCAAACAUUAAUCGGUUUC
This is a messenger RNA of Kogia breviceps (pygmy sperm whale), 4273 nucleotides long. Lineage: Eukaryota; Metazoa; Chordata; Mammalia; Artiodactyla; Physeteridae. The record is from RefSeq and is a predicted model, not a curated record.